This is a messenger RNA of Kazachstania africana CBS 2517, 492 nucleotides long. RefSeq names its product Mf(Alpha)2p (gene MF(ALPHA)2). The transcript has a single exon. Gene Ontology annotation, molecular function: mating pheromone activity. Lineage: Eukaryota; Fungi; Ascomycota; Saccharomycetes; Saccharomycetales; Saccharomycetaceae. The record is from RefSeq and is a predicted model, not a curated record. Gene Ontology annotation, cellular component: extracellular region. Bases 1 to 492 code for a protein of 163 amino acids. Gene Ontology annotation, biological process: sexual reproduction; mating.
AUGAAGUUCUCAACUAUCCUAUCUACCGCUGCUUUCGUUUCCUCCUCGGUCAUGGCUGCUCCAGUUAAUGUAACUGAAACUGAACAAGAAAAUUUAGCUAUUCCUUCUGAAGCCCUUAUUGGUUACUUAGACUUAAAAGGCGAUGACGACAUUUCCAUUUUACCCGUUUCAAACAGUACCAAUAGUGGUUUAUUAUUUUUAAACUCUACCAUUCUAACCCAAGCUAUGAAUGAAAACACGGAAGCCGCUUUAAGCAAGAGAGAAGCUGACGCUAAUGCUUGGCACUGGUUAAGCAUUUCUCCAGGUCAACCAAUGUACAUCAAGAGAGAUGCUAAUGCUGAUGCUGACGCCGAUGCUGAUGCUUGGCACUGGUUGAGCAUUUCUCCAGGUCAACCAAUGUACAUCAAGAGAGAUGCUAAUGCUGAUGCUGACGCCGAUGCUGAUGCAUGGCACUGGUUGAGCAUUUCUCCAGGUCAACCAAUGUACAUUUAA